This is a messenger RNA of Vitis riparia (riverbank grape), 983 nucleotides long. Its product is annotated as adenine phosphoribosyltransferase 5-like. Gene Ontology annotation, cellular component: cytoplasm; cytosol. Gene Ontology annotation, biological process: adenine salvage. Gene Ontology annotation, molecular function: adenine phosphoribosyltransferase activity. The transcript is spliced from 6 exons. Bases 244 to 855 code for a protein of 203 amino acids. The record is from RefSeq and is a predicted model, not a curated record. NCBI's taxonomy places the organism in Eukaryota, Viridiplantae, Streptophyta, Magnoliopsida, Vitales, Vitaceae.
AGAACACAGAUUUGAUCCAACUCAGUUUGGGAGGGAAAUGUUUUGUAGAGAGAGAAAGUGAAGGAAACUGGAGAGAGAAAGAGUUGGAACUUGGAAGCAAAAAUGGAAGGGACGAGUGUUUGAGAGAGACGUUUUUGCAAACAUGUUAGAAAUCCUUUGCAUAUAAAGAGAGGAAAAAGGAGGCGCAUACUAUUCGCUUGGAAAACUCGUAUUCUAGAGAGAAAAAGUUUAGAGUGAGGGAAAAUGUUUGCAGAAGAGGAUGGACUCAGGGGAGACCCAAGACUCCAAGCCAUUUCUGAAGCCCUUAGAAUCGUUCCUCACUUCCCAAAACCAGGAAUAAUGUUUCAAGAUAUAACAACAUUGUUGCUUGAUCACAAGGCGUUCAAAGGCACUGUGGAAAUCUUUGUUGAUCGCUACAGAGACAUGGACAUCUCUGUUGUCGCUGGAGUUGAAGCUAGAGGAUUCCUGUUUGGUCCAUCAGUUGCCUUAGCCAUUGGUGCAAAAUUUGUGCCAUUGCGUAAACCUAAAAAGUUGCCAGGUGAAGUAAUUUCUGAAGAUUAUGAGCUAGAGUAUGGAACUGACCGUCUAGAGAUGCAUGUGGGUGCUGUUCAUCCUGGGGAGCGGGCACUGGUAAUUGACGAUUUUGUAGCAACAGGUGGGACCCUCUCUGCAGCAAUAAGACUUUUAAAACGGGUGGGGGCUGAAGUGGUCGAAUGUGCAUGUGUUGUUGGGUUGCCUGAAGUUGAGAUGUUUGUGGGUGGUGGGAGUAUGCUUGAGCUGAUCACAUGGGGGCAGAAGAUGACGCUUGGGCAAUUUCUUUUGUUAUUUGUUUCUCUACCAAAUUCAAAGUGUUAAGCACACGAGGGUAACAUGGAGAUGUUUAUAUCCUCUGUAGUCUGUUAUGUAAAAGAGUCUGAACAGAGCAUAUGAUUGAAGAAAUGCUGUUUCCAGAUAUCAAUAAUAAAUUUGUGUUAUCCAACUUA